ACGAAGAACUCUUUCCAUUUACGAGACACAGCCAAAUGAUACAAUGGAGAUCAGGCAGGCUCGUAGAGAUUUUAUCGAAAAGGAAAUUGAGUUCAACAACUAUAUGAAGACAGCUACACUUGACCUGGAGACUGUGAGGAACCUCUACUAUGCAAAAGGUCUUAGUAGCCGCUUGUACGAUCUGUUGAUGAAGAAUGCAAAGUAUAAUCCAUAUACAGGCAUUGAAGGACUGGCAGACACAAUUUUCAGCGAUCUAAACUCUGAUACAACUCUGGAGAUGAAGGAAGGCACUAAUCUGAAAGCUGAUGGUAAGAUCUCAACAUUCUCGGCUUUAUAUUGUGUUAUUAGAUAA
Nicotiana tabacum (common tobacco) is the source of this 352-nucleotide messenger RNA. NCBI's taxonomy places the organism in Eukaryota, Viridiplantae, Streptophyta, Magnoliopsida, Solanales, Solanaceae. The record is from RefSeq and is a predicted model, not a curated record.